GGUGACGUCACAUCAUGAAUUCGUUUCUGCGGGCAGCAGACAUAGUUGCGCGCGCUCGUGUUUGCUCCCGAGGCGCCUGUCCACGCGCCCAUUACGUAUUGCUUUGUGUUCGCGGCCCCGCCCCCUGAGUGAGCUGUCACAGACUUCCAGCUGCAGAACCGUAAACAGGAGGAGCGGCAGCCACCGGCGCGCGUGCAGAAGCGGGUGGAGAAACAUGUAGAAAGCCACAUCAGGCGCAGAUAGACGGCUCCCCUACAGCCUGGCAUCGGCAGGGGCCGCCUGUGCAAGUCCUUCUUUACCAUCAACGCCAGCGUGUUCCUCAAAUGGUGCGGGAAUAAUGGCGUCCCCGGCGGAACAGGAGCUUACCUUGACAGAAGCAGAAAGUAGCAAGGAAAAAGACCAAGUGUUCGGCGUCCUCCGCUUGCAAGAGGAAAAGGCGAGCGAAAAAGCAGUGGGCAGCGGGAAGGCGGCCGAAGGCAGGUGGCAGGCGCCCAUCUUUGCUCUGGCCAGGAAAGCCUCCGAAACGUUGUCGGGAGGCAUCCAUGUACUGCCCAAAACGGCCGAGCACAGGACAGCGUCGCUUUCAGAGGACUGGGGCGAACAGGUUUUAAGAGAACCCAUGGCACUUGAGCGAGCCAAUUUAUUAAACAUGGCAAAGCUUAGUAUCAAAGGACUGAUCGAGUCAGCACUAAGUUUUGGCCGGACCUUGGACUCUGAUUACCCACCUCUGCAGCAGUUUUUUGUUGUCAUGGAGCACUGCCUGAAGCAUGGCCUUAAAGUAAAGAAGUCUUUCCUGAGCUUUAACAAGUCACUUUGGGGACCACUUGAACUUGUGGAAAAGCUGUGCCCAGAAGCAGGGGAAAUUGCAGCAAGUGUAAGGGACUUACCGGGGCUAAAGACUCCCUUGGGCCGGGCACGGGCCUGGAUUAGACUGGCUCUAAUGCAAAAGAAACUGGCAGACUACCUACGGUGCUUAAUUACAAGAAAAGACCUGCUCAGUGACUUCUAUGAGCACUAUGCUGUCAUGGUAGAGGAAGAGGGGGCUGUUAUUGUUGGACUCCUAGUUGGGCUGAAUGUGAUUGAUGCUAAUCUGUGUGUGAAGGGAGAGGACCUUGAUUCUCAAGUGGGAGUUAUUGACUUCUCUGUGUACCUUAAGAAUGACAUUGAUGAUUACAAAACUGAAGAACGAAAUGGCCAAAUUGCUGCUAUUUUAGAUCAGAAGAAUUAUGUGGAGGAACUGAACAGACAACUGAACUCUACAGUUCAGAGCCUCCAAGGCAGAGUUGACAGUCUGGAAAAAUCCAACACUAAAUUGAUUGAGGAGCUGGCAAUAGCUAAAAAUAAUAUAAUCAAACUACAAGAAGAGAAUCAUCAGUUAAGAAAUGAGAACACUAUAAUUUUAAUGAAGACACAACAACACAUGGAGGUAUCACAGGCCGAUGUAGAUGCUGAGCUUGAUACAUACAAGCAGUCAAGACAAGGGUUAGACGAGAUGUACAGUGAAGCUCGCCGACAGUUGCGUGAGGAGUGUCAGCUUCGUCAGGAUGUGGAGAAUGAGCUGUUGGUCCAGGUCAGCAUGAAACAUGAAAUGGAACUUGCAAUGAAGCUGCUUGAAAAAGACAUUCAUGAGAAGCAAGACACAUUAAUUGGGUUACGACAUCAACUGGAUGAAGUGAAAUCAAUUAAUAUUGAAAUGUACCAAAAAAUGCAGUGUUCAGAUGACAGUUUAAAACAGAAAAAUGAUAUUAUUAGUCGACUUGAGGAGAAGACAAACCAGAUAACUGCUACAAUGAAACAACUGGAACAAAGAUUGCAGCAUACAGAGAAGGGGCGGCGAAUGGCAGAAGAAGGAGCCAGGAAAUUCAAACAGGAUUUUGCCAGUAAGGCCGAAAACCUGCAGAAUCAGAUUUUCCAAAGAGAGAAUCAGCUAGCUCAACUAGAGACUGACCUAAAAAUACAUGUCGAGUGGAGACAGAUGCUUCAGAGUGAUCUCCAAGCAGAGAAGGAAGCUGUUUUGCAGUUGAGUACAGAAGUGCAACAAAUUCCACGACUUAAAAAGGAGUUUUCCAAGUUGCAAGAUGAAAAUGGGCAGCUAAAAAGAGUUUGUGAAGAUCAAGAGCAAGCUCUGCAGGAGCUCGGAUACAAACUGAGCGAGUCAAAACUGAAGAUUGAAGACAUAAAAGAGGCCAACAAGGCACUGCAGGGAGGACAAGUGUGGCUUAAAGAUAAAGAUGCCAGUCACUGCAGACUUUGCCAAGCGGAGUUCUCCAUCUCCAGAAGGAAGCAUCACUGUAGAAACUGCGGCGAGAUCUUCUGUAACAGCUGUUCAGACAACGAACUGCCACUGCCAGCCUCGCCAAAGCCAGUGCGAGUCUGCAACACCUGCUAUGGGAUGCUCCUGCAACGCUGCUCAUCGAGUGCCACGUGAAGUCCUCGUCCUCAACAACCUCACAACUGGCACACUUUGACUCUGCUUGAGGACUUGCGUUCUUUAUGUUAGAGGUGGAUCUUGAAGUAAAUAUCCAUCAGGGUCUAACAGCCCCCAUAUUUUACGCAGGUGCUUUCUGUGACUCUCCUGCGUUUUACUACACUAAUCAUCUCAAACGUGAUUUCUCUGCUGUGCCAAAAACCCCUCAAGGUGCUGGGCUGUGAAAGCCAGGAGGGUCCUACUGUGGUGAAUUAUCACGAAAGUAACCGGCGCCCCCAGGGCCAGCGAGGGGAUGCUGCCUGAAAACACACGACAGCCCGAAUGGAUCUGCGCCAGCGAUGAGGCUAAUCAAGAAUAGAAAGCCAGGGAGUGAAACGCUGAAUCUUGGAGCGUUUAUGUUGCUAAAAUUCUUCUCGCCUUGUUGAAAAUGAUUGCUGGACGUUACUGCCAAUUAAGUUUGCUUUAUACAAGAAUAAUAAGGACAUCCCCAUCACCUCCCCAAAAUCAGACUGGACUGAUGGUACAGUAAUAUUAAACCUAAAUUAUUAACAUGCUAUAAGAAAAUCUGAAUUUUAGAGGUAGUGGAGGGGAAAAAAAUAUGUAAUGUAUUUUAUAAUUUUUAUUGUUUUAUUUGCCAGUUACAAUUAAUGAACGACAAACUGGAACAAACGCUCCGCCUCUUAAUGGUUAGGAGUUUAAACGCACUAAUCCAGUCCAACACGCCGUAGGUUGCAGUUGUCUUUGAAAAGCUGUCAUAAGUGGACUUUUUGAUUUUCAUGUAUUUUGUAUGUUUUAUUACAUAUUAAUCAACACUGACUAAUUUAUAUUAAAUUUCAUAUUUGCUG
This is a messenger RNA of Erpetoichthys calabaricus (reedfish), 3273 nucleotides long. It is a transcript of the gene rufy2, whose product is annotated as RUN and FYVE domain containing 2. Gene Ontology annotation, molecular function: metal ion binding. The transcript is spliced from 18 exons. Gene Ontology annotation, cellular component: cytoplasm. Lineage: Eukaryota; Metazoa; Chordata; Cladistia; Polypteriformes; Polypteridae. The record is from RefSeq and is a predicted model, not a curated record. Bases 338 to 2428 code for a protein of 696 amino acids.